AUGGACCGCGGCGCAGUCCCUCUGCUCGUCGCCCUGCUGCUGGCCGUCGGCAGCCUCAGCCCCACAAGUCUCGCAGAAACAGUCCACUGUGACCUGCAGCCUGUGGACCCCGAGGAGGUCAAGGCGACAUACUUCACAAGCCAAGUUCCGGAGGGCUGCGUGGCUUCGGCCCCCAACGCCACCCUGGAAGUCCGUGUCCUCUUCCUGGAGUUCCCGACGGCGGUGUCCGAGCUGAAGCUGACCGUCCAGACACCCCAGCAGGACGGAGCCCAGGUGCGGCAGGUGCUCCUGGUCCUUGCCGUGAGCAAGACUGUCUUCCUGCACCUGCAAGCCCCCGGGAUCCCACUCUACCUGGCCUCGAACCCCAAACUGACCUUCCUCCAAGAUCCAUCAAGCACCAACAUCACGGAGCUCCCACCCUUCACGAGCAAGAGCGAGCUCCUCCACUGGGCAAAUUCUAGGGGUCCUGUCGUCUCUGUGGCUGAACUGAGUGACCCCCAGAGCGUCCUCAUCCGCCUGGACCAAGCCGGGGGCUUGCCGUCCUCCUGCGCGCCCGAGCCUCGCGCGGACAUGGGCCACGCGCUCGAAUGGCAGCCGCGCUCCGGGCCGUCGGUCCGGACCUGCAGCUUGGAAGGUGUGGCCGGCCACAAGGAGGCGCACAUCCUGAGGGUCCUACCGGGCCCUGAGGCCAGGCCCAGGACAGUGACCGUGAAGGUGGAGCUGAGCUGCGCCUCUGGCGACCCCGACGCGGCUGUGCUCAUCCUGCAGGGCCCGCCCUAUGUGUCCUGGCUCAUCGAUGCCAACCACAACAUGCAGAUCUGGACCACUGGUGAAUACUCCUUCAAGAUCUUUCCAGAGAAGAAUAUCCGCGGCUUUGUGCUCCCAGACACCCCGCAAGGCCUGCUGGGGGAGGCCCGGAAGCUCAACGCCAGUGUGGUAGCGUCCUUCCUGGAGCUCCCUGUGGCCAGCGUCGUCUCACUGCAGGCCCUCAGAUGCCGCGGUGUUCCGGCCACCUCGCCCGCCCCAGUCCAGACCACCCCCACCGGGCAGACCUGUGAUGAAAAGCUGCUUCUGUCCCUGAUCCAGCCCCAGUGCUCCGACGACGCCAUGAAGCUGGAGCUCAAUAAGGAUUUCAUCAUGACCCUCAGGUGCACCAUCAGCAGCCUGACCUUCUCAGACCCCAACUGCCAGGCCACGGACAGAGAUGGUCAGCUGGUCCUGCAUAGCGCCUACUCUGACUGUGGCAUGAAAGUGACGGAAAACAUGAUCAACAAUGAGGUGAUCGUCCACCUCCUGACGAGCCCAGCACCGCAGCGGAAAAAGGUGCACUGCGUCAACUUGGAGCGCGUGUCCUUCCAGCUGGGCCUCUACCUCAGCCCGCACUUCCUGCAGACGGCCCACACCAUCGAGCUGGACCAGCAGGGCUUUGUGCAGGUGAGCGUGUCCUCGCCCAUCCCUCAGCUCAUGCCCCGCCUGGACAGCUGCCAGCUGGACUUGGGGCCCAAGGCAGACAGAGUAGAACUCAUCCAGAACCAGGUGGCCAAGGGCAGCUGUGUGAACCUGCUGUCCCCAGGCCCUGAGGGUGACAUGCGCUUCAGCUUCCUCCUCCGUGGCUACAUGGUGCCCACGCCCACGACUGGCACCCUCAGCUGCAUCAUAGGCCUGCGUCACAGGAAUGGGUCUGUGGACACCCUGAGGACCGCCUCCACGCGCCUGAACAUCGUUAGCCCGGGCGUGCCUGGCAAAACCCUGGCCCUGCCCGCCGUGCUGGGCAUCGCCUUCGGCGCCUUCCUCAUCGGGGCCCUGCUCACCGCUGCGCUCUGGUGCAUCUACUCGCACACGCGUCCCCCCAGCAAGCGGGAGCCCGUGGUGGCGGUGGCUGCCCCGGCCUCCUCCGAGAGCAGCAGCACCAACCACAGCAUCGGGAGCACCCAGAGCACCCCGUGCUCCACCAGCAGCAUGGCGUAGCGCGGGCUCCGGCGCCCUGGGGCCGCCCUCAGCCAGCAGAGACUGAGCCCCCACCCGCUGGGGGCCGCCGCUCAUGAACUCGCCGGGGCCAGGCCCCGGCACUCGGCCGAGGGACACGCCUCUGUCCCUCCGCGCCUCUCGGAGGUCUGCUGCCGGCGGGGAUGCCAGCUUGGAGCACCUUGGGGUCCACCCACCCCACCCCACCUUCAGACCCCGUGGGCCCGGGGUGCAGCUGCCCAGGAUCACGGAGAGACAGACCGCUGCCCAGAUGGUCACUUUGCUGCAGAGACCCAAGUCACUGCCACUUUUUAAACCCGGAUCCAGCGCUGAGUGACCGGGGCUGGGCAGGAGGUGAGAACUCCAAAGACUCUGUGCCCCCGGCCAGGCCACUGGCGGCUCCCCCAGGACAGCAGGUCAGCCGGUCAGCCCGGGGCACCAGGACCGGGCCCCGGCGGCACCCACGCCUGGACUGGCACAACUCUGGGGGCAAAAAGCCUGGAAAAGUGACCUGGCUCCUUCCUGCAAGUAGCACGUGGAGACAACUCCCGCCCGGCCCAGUGGCAGCGGCUGGGCAGCGGCUAGGUGCCUGUCCUGGAUCCACCCGCCCCUGUAUACUCACCACCAAUAAAUCAGACCAUGAAACCA
Molecule: messenger RNA, 2613 nt
Organism: Condylura cristata (star-nosed mole)
Lineage: Eukaryota; Metazoa; Chordata; Mammalia; Eulipotyphla; Talpidae
Gene: ENG
Product: endoglin
Exons: 15
Coding region: 1-1968 (655 amino acids)
Biological process (GO): vasculogenesis
Source: RefSeq, a predicted model, not a curated record